Messenger RNA from Capsaspora owczarzaki ATCC 30864, 5729 nucleotides. RefSeq lists its product as hypothetical. The coding region runs from base 43 to 5541 and encodes 1832 amino acids. Gene Ontology annotation, molecular function: protein binding. The record is from RefSeq and is a predicted model, not a curated record. Gene Ontology annotation, biological process: multicellular organism development. NCBI's taxonomy places the organism in Eukaryota, Filasterea, Ministeriida, Capsasporidae. The transcript is spliced from 14 exons.
GAUUGCUUGUUUUUGCCAACAGAACAGACGUUAACUGCAACAAUGCCGGUCAUAACUUUGGUCGAAGACCAAAUGACCGAAAACCAGAAGCUCUGGUACAUGCAAGCCAAGGAUGCCAUUCAGGACCAAAAUUGGACCGAGAUGGGACUGUGCGACGAGGAGGCGGAAGCUAUCGCGUUGGGAUUGAUGGCCAACACCAACCUGCUCCAGCUAGAACUGGACGGUAAUGGGAUUGGCGAGCGUGGUGCCAAGUGUCUGGCCGAAGCACUCGAGAACAAUCGUACGCUGAAGACGCUCAGCUUGAAGAAGAAUCAAAUUGGCGACAAGGGUGCGAUCGCGUUGGCCGAAGCUCUCAAACACGGUUCGACUCUCACCUCUCUGAAUCUGAACUCCAACAUGAUUACCACAACUGGCUUGAUGGCUCUUGCUGACUGUCUCAGUGUGAACUCCCAGCUCAAAGAGUUGUUCUUGGACUGGAAUCAUAUCGAUUGUCAGGGUGCGAGGGCGCUUGCGAAGGCCUUGGCCACCAACACGUCACUUCGUCGGCUCGAUCUGGAGGCUAAUCUUAUUCGCCUUGACGGUGGUAUUGCCAUUGCGAAAUCGCUCGAGUCCAAUUCCGCUCUGGAAGUUUUGAACCUGAAAGGGAAUCGAGUUGGCAGCACGGGUACGAGUGCGUUCGCGACGGCUCUCAAAGUAAACCGCAAGCUUUGCAAGCUGAAUCUGAGUUCGAAUGAUGUCGGAUCGCGCGGCGCUAAAGCUCUUGGACUCUCGCUCAAGUCCAAUAUUGGUUUGACCGAACUGUCCCUGAGCGACAACGAAAUUGAUGAUGAGGUCGUCAAGGUGCUCAAGACCAACCUCAUGCUCUACCCCACACUGAAAACGCUCGACUUGACUGGGAAUCCUAAGAUUAGCACGACCACGGCUCAAGCCAACGCCAAUACAGCCCAGCCCGUGAUUGAGGUCGAGUCACAGGAGGACCAGCCUCAGGAUGAACAGCAGCCUCAGGGAGACCAGACCCAGACGAUUGCAGUUUUGACCUCUGCGGCGGUCGACCCCCAGGAUGAGCAGCCCGAGCUCGAUAAACAAGACGUGGACAAUGACGACGACGACGAGGAAGCCGAUUCUGACGCUAGCCAGCCAAUCUUUGAUGGCCCUCCAACAAUGGCUCGCACGGAAAGAGCUGCACCUCUGGAUCAAGCCGAGCUCAGUGCUCAGUUCUUCCCAAAGCAGCUUGAAGUCGCCAACCGUCUGUUUGCGCGAAUUCAGGAAGUCGUCGACUUGGGCAAAUUUACCAGCUUUGAAUUUGUCGUGAUGGUCCCCAACUUGCUGUCACUGUACUCGCAAACGCUCGAGCGUCUCGAGAAGGCGUUUCCCACACCCGCGGGGAAGGUUCGCCAAAGCAUCUUCCGAGCCAACGAGUCUCCCGACCAGAAGACGGUCUUCGAGCAGUUUCGUGAACGCGUGCUCAACGUGGACAACCAGAAAACCUUGUUCCUCUUCUUGCAAGACGAAGCACACUGGGCAGCUACAGCCCCUGUCAGCCGCAUGCGUUCGCAAGGACAAGCGGCACAGGAGCAAGCCACUGGCACGGAGGCUACUGGCACCGAAGAAAGUGGUGGAGCGGCAGGCAACUACCUCAACGAUGCCGACAUGUGUGCCGCGCCCAAUUUGAUUCAGCUACUCGUCACUGCCACUCCGUACAACUUGGUCACGAGGAAAUCCCGCAUUCCAGAGGACAACGUCAUUCAGUGGUUUUCUGAAAGCGACAGCAACAUUCCCGCAAACGCAGAGCAUUCCGUGUAUUACGGCAUCCAGAAGUUCCGCAACUACCUUCAAGACGGUCAAGACAUGCAGCAAGGCAAAUUUCAUUCGCGCCAGGCCACCGAACAGCUGUUACACGCAAACCCGGUCGACUCUCAGCUGUACCACACAUGGCGGCGCGGUCGUCGCGAUGGUGCGGAGAGCGCCCGUGAAAAUGGCGACCUCUACAGGCGUCACUUCAACCACUCACAAAUUUAUGCGCAAUCCAUUCGUGCUGCUGCUGCCGCUGCAUCUGAGCCACCGCCAAGCGGCCAGCACCGUUGUCCCGAUACCGAUCAAAUGAUCAAGGAGCUUGUCUCGUGCCAGAAUGGAAACGACGGCCGUUCGUUCAUGAUUCUGAUUCGAGUUGGUCUGGUCGACGUCGGCCGCAAGCUCAAAGCUGAGCUUAUCAAAGCACGAAACGAAGCGCAGCUGCAAGAAAAGUUUGCAGUGUUGCUUGAUGUCGAAGGCAAAGCAAACUUUCUUGGCCAGCUAUUGGAAUCUGGCCCGUUGGAUCCAAACUAUUGGCUGACCAAGCUCCGUCGAUGGAACGAUAAUGAUUCGUUUGUUCCAUCGACCUACUCGGACUUGAAAGGCUUGCCCUGUUUGCUGAUUCUGUGCGAGAAGGGCAAGAUGGGUGACACUUUCCCCUCCUCUCUUCGCUACUACGACCUGCGCUUGCGCUACUCCGACUCUCGCUCGUUCGUGCGUGCGUCCUUGGAGCAGGACUUGGGACGCGCCUGCCGCUAUGUCGCGGAGCGUGUUACCGACCCGAUUCCUGUGAUAUUGAUUCCGCCAAAGCUUCAUCGUCAGCUCAAGCUUGAGGAAGGGAGCAACGCGGAUCCGUUUGUCACCCUGCCCUCGGCCGAUAAUCGCGUCGAACAACUCAAUGGAUUCAGGCAGCACGCGGAACAGCAUCAAGCUUUGACAGAAUUGCUGUCGUUGUCUGCGUACCGACUGCAUUGUGACCCAGCGGACAGCCACUACGACAAGGGCAACAGAAGCACGGUCCGCAACCGCUUUCUGCUGUACGGCCGACCCCAGGUGGGAAAGACUGGUGCCUAUUUGGCAUUGCUACGUCGUUUCGAAGAACAACUACAGGACGACCAGGACGUCAUGGAUUGUGCGGAAGAUUUGACCGAUGCUGCCGAGGCGAUCGAUGAACAGCCAGAGGCCAAGGAAGAAUCGAUCGCAGAAGCGACUGAACAUCCAGAACCAAUGGCAGUUGAUGCGGUGGAAGAUGUCGAGGUGGUCCAAGUGCAGCCAAUGCCACCGGCAAUCGCCCCCCAAAGCAACCGCGGGGCUUACCCUGAACUUGCAGUCUUGAUGGGUCAAGUUGGGCAGCCAGGUGCAAACCAGCUUGUAGCACCCGCGGCCAGCACGACCUCUACAAAUCCCCAGAACCAAGUCCAGAACGGCGACACGGCGGUGAAUGUGGCUGCCGCGAGCAACGCCUUUGUUCCCAACUACGUCGCUCGCCCUUUCGAUCAUGCCAGCACUUGCAAUGACUGUCGGAUGGGCAAUUUGGUCGCAGGUGAGGACCUAAAGAUUCCCGGGUCUAGCUGGGAUGACUUGGAGCUUCAUCUUCCCACCGGCGUUGAUGCGUUUGCUCCAUGCACGCUGGAUCCACUUUUGCAGCAACUAAGGUUCAAGCCAACUUCAUCCAACUGCAAAAUGCUCCUGCAAGAGUUUUGCGCGACUCUGGACGUCAAAUUCCCCAUUUUCGUUGAUUCCUUCCAGCGGGCACACUUGGCUACGCUGAACUGGCGUCACGCUAUGGUCAAAGAUGUGACGGAUCCCGCUUCCAUCGCGACCUACCUUCAGAUUGUCGUGAUUUGUCGAGAGGAUCUCGGUGCCUACCGCAAGGCGUGGCCCCACCUCAUCCUGGCCGUGCUGCCCGAGGCAACUGUGCCGGCAACGCAGAAUCUCGGGUUUACACGCUACUGCAUUCAGCGCUUUGCCCAGCGCUGCGGAUUUGAGUUUGUGUGGAUGAUGGACGACUUGCUGCACUCUUUCAAGUACCGUGCGCUGGCUCGCGAAACUCUCCUGCAAGCAGCUUCGAGGCUCGUCCUUGCCUCGGACGCUCAAGCGUCGGAGCCACAACCCGAGUCUGCACAGCAGAUUCAUGCAAUUCUGCAGCAGCUUUUCAAGGACAAUCGUGAUCGCAUGGAGGCAGCAACAAUCACAGCCAUUCCCGCUUACUUUGCUCUGCGCCACCUGGAAUUGCAUCCCAACAAGGACAAGGUUGCAAUCAGCGGGUUUUCGCGCCCUACGCCACGCAGCAGGGCUCGGCGCAUGCAGGAUGGAUUUUCGCGUCAGCAUGUGUAUGGCGCCGUUCUGCUCAACAUCCGGCUCGUGGACGAGUCGAACGUUUGGUAUCCAAAACACGAAGCCGCUCAGGCAGACGAAGAGUUCAACGCCCGCUGCACCAACAGCGAUUUGCUGAUUGUCAUGUACCACCGAUUUUCAUUCCACACCAAGGAGCUGCGCUCCCGUGAACCUGUGCAAUCGCAGUCUCUUCCCAGUGAGCAUGCAGUGACACAACCGCAUCUGAACCAGCACAGUGGCAGCGAUGCCGCCGUCCAGAUGGAUGUCGACCCACCUGCCACCCCAAGCACCCCAAUCGGCAAAAUGUCCGGGACGAGCACGAGCGUUCCGACUACUCCGAACGGGAAGGCGUUUGGAAAUGACAGUGCCCCGUAUACUCCAGUCAAAGGGCUUGUUUCAACAACUGGAAAGCGCCCAGCUUUAGAUGUGAGCACCGUUCCUGACACAUCGAAAAAACGGCGACCAGACUCUCCAGCCAUUGAACUUCCAACGGCUGCCGAGUCAACUGAUUCCACAAGCUUGUCUUUCUUGCAAUCCUUGGUGGCAAAGUUCACACGCACGCAUGGCAAACCUGCUGAAGCUGCCACCAAGUUAGUCGAAUCGACAAAUGGCGGGCAUCAGCCUGUGGAACAUGAAACGUCCGAGCCAAUCAAUGGUGAUGAGACUGUUACAGUUGGCGACAAGACUAUCGGCCUGACUGGACGCCAGGGUGACCGUGCUACACCUGAGCCUCUUCCGUUCGAUGAGGCUUCGUUCGUGCAAAAUCUCGUUGCCAACCUCAAGGCCAGAGAAGUUGCGUCCGCUGAGACAAAGUCACAAAAGGAGGCCAAGGCGCAGCACCGAGUCCUUCCCGAGAGGCAAGUUUCCAAUGGCCCUUCGAGUCCGUCAAGUGUCUCCAAUCCGCGUUCACACGUUCUGAACGACCUUCCAAGGCCACAACUCGUAGUUGCGUCGCCAUCAUCCAGCUCGUUCAGAAAGGGAGCGAUGGCCGAAACUGCUGCUGAAAAAUCCACCGGGUUUGCGAGACGAGCUUCAAGUGACACUGAGCGUGAGAUGGUGCAAGGCCCUACAAAGCGGCGACUUGAUGAGCCCGAUAUCAGGCCAGUGAAACGCUCGCUCCUUGAACUGAGCGAUUCUGCAAUGGCCUCCGAAGCGUCAACCCCUGUUGUCGAUGCCACGCAAUCAUUUCCCAUCCUUGCGACGUGCGUCCUUCCCGCGGGCGCUGCAAACAUUCAAGUUCAGUUAUGCGACCAGCGAUUUUCGUCGAUUGGCUUCAAGGGCAACGAGAUGUUGAUGCAGUACAGCCUGGCAACCCUUCCUGCGACGCCCAACGCGACCUCGACUCCCACACGAUGCGAGGUGAUUCUGGAUCCCGAGACAAUGGCCGUCAAGAUUGUGUUGAAGAGGUCUUGAUCAAAGUCCUUGGGUUGGUUGUUGUUUUGGUUCUUGGUGUCUUUGAGUGUUUGUGUGCCUGUUUGUUUGCAUCUUUGUUUGUUUGUUUCUUUCUUUGUUGGUUUGCAUCUUUGAUUCUUGAUUGAGAUUGGUUGCUUCUUUCUUCGUGCCAGGUUGUUGGCGCACUGAGUAAAGCGGUUUGCAUGAAC